This is a messenger RNA of Suncus etruscus (white-toothed pygmy shrew), 3171 nucleotides long. RefSeq names its product DAB adaptor protein 1 (gene DAB1). Bases 283 to 1950 code for a protein of 555 amino acids. NCBI's taxonomy places the organism in Eukaryota, Metazoa, Chordata, Mammalia, Eulipotyphla, Soricidae. Gene Ontology annotation, biological process: lateral motor column neuron migration; ventral spinal cord development. The transcript has 15 exons. The record is from RefSeq and is a predicted model, not a curated record.
UGGCUCCCGGGGAGGAUGGACCCAGCGCGGCGCUCGCCGGGGCUUCCCCGGGCUGGAGAGCGCGCCUGAGUGCGGCCGCCCGCGGGGCAUGGGGAACCGCAGCCUUCGCGGCCCGACAGCGGAGAAGGAUGCUCCGGGGAGCGCAGUGCUCAAAAGGAGUGAAUGAAAUGUGCAGCUUGGGGUGUCGUUCCUGAAGGGAGGCACUGUUCUCGUGGAGAGGAGUCCUCCAUGAGCCUGGCCGAGGCCCAGGAUCUGUGUGAAGUGGACUAAGGAUUUAGUAGGAUGUCAACUGAGACAGAACUUCAAGUAGCUGUGAAAACCAGCACCAAGAAAGACUCCAGAAAGAAAGGUCAGGAUCGCAGUGAAGCAACUUUGAUAAAGAGAUUUAAAGGUGAAGGGGUCCGGUACAAGGCCAAACUGAUCGGAAUUGAUGAGGUUACUGCAGCUCGGGGGGACAAGUUAUGUCAAGAUUCCAUGAUGAAACUCAAGGGCGUUGUUGCUGGCGCUCGCUCCAAAGGAGAACACAAACAGAAAAUCUUUUUAACCAUUUCCUUUGGAGGAAUCAAGAUCUUUGAUGAAAAGACAGGGGCCCUCCAGCACCAUCAUGCUGUUCAUGAAAUCUCCUACAUCGCGAAGGACAUCACAGAUCACCGGGCCUUUGGCUACGUUUGUGGAAAGGAAGGAAAUCACAGAUUUGUGGCCAUCAAAACAGCCCAGGCGGCUGAACCUGUUAUUCUGGACUUGAGAGACCUCUUUCAACUUAUAUACGAGCUGAAGCAAAGAGAGGAAUUAGAAAAAAAGGCACAAAAGGAUAAGCAGUGUGAACAAGCUGUGUAUCAGACAAUUCUGGAAGAGGAUGUUGAAGAUCCCGUAUACCAGUACAUUGUGUUUGAGGCUGGACAUGAGCCCAUCCGUGAUCCUGAAACAGAAGAAAACAUUUAUCAGGUCCCCACCAGCCAAAAGAAGGAAGGUGUUUAUGACGUGCCAAAAAAUCAACCUGUAAGUGCUGUGACCCAAUUAGAACUUUUUGGGGACAUGUCCACCCCUCCUGAUAUAACCUCUCCCCCUACUCCUGCUACUCCAGGUGAGGCCUUUAUCCCAUCUUCGUCCCAGACACUUCCGGCGAGUGCAGACAUGUUCGGUUCUGUAUCUUUCGGCACUGCUGCUGUACCCUCAGGUUAUGUGGCAAUGGGGGCCGUUCUCCCAUCCUUUUGGGGCCAGCAGCCCCUUGUGCAACAGCAGAUCGCCAUGGGUGCUCAGCCGCCAGUCGCUCAGGUGAUGCCAGGGGCACAGCCCCUCGCCUGGGGCCAGCCGGGCCUCUACCCUACCACGCAGCAGCCCUGGCCAGCCGUGGCCGGGCAGUUCCCGCCAGCCGCCUUCAUGCCCACACAAACUGUUAUGCCUUUGCCUGCCGCCAUGUUCCAAGGUCCCAUCACACCACUGGCCACUGUCCCAGCCCCAGGUGACUCCAGCAGGUCAAGUCCACAAGCCGACAAGGCCAGGCAGAAGAUGGGGAAAGAAAUGUUUAAGGAUUUCCAGAUGGCCCAACCGCCCCCUGUGCCCUCCCGCAAGCCUGACCAGCCCUCCCUCACCUGUACCUCAGAGGCCUUCUCCAGUUACUUCAACAAAGUCGGGGUGGCACAGGAUACAGACGACUGUGAUGACUUCGACAUCUCCCAGUUGAAUUUGACCCCUGUGACAUCUACCACGCCAUCAACCAACUCACCUCCAACCCCAGCCCCUAGACAGAGCUCUCCCUCUAAAUCAUCUGCAUCCCAUGCCAGCGAUCCCACCACGGAUGAUAUCUUCGAAGAGGGUUUUGAAAGUCCCAGCAAAAGUGAAGAGCAAGAAGCGCCUGAUGGGUCACAGGCCUCAUCCAACAGUGAUCCAUUUGGUGAGCCUGGUGGGGAGCCCAGUGGUGAUAAACUAAGUCCAGAGGCCGGUAGCUAGAUAGCGCAGGUCUGGGAGCUGGAGCCUCUCUAUGCGCAGAUCAACAGACCUAAGAAGUAGCGUCGAUGCGAGUUCAUGGUGGAUGCUUCCAGACUGGCAUGGAAAUCAGCAUUGUGACAGGCUCUUGUAUUCUUUCACCUCACUCCAUCCCACAAAGAAAUUCAUGAUUGACCAGUGGAACUCAUUUGGAAGGGGGAACUAAGAGUUUUUUGGCAACCAAUGGCAGUUGUUUAUGGCAGCACAAAACAAACCAACACAAAGAAACCACAAAAGUAUUUUUUAAAAAAAACCAUACCCAACUUUAAAUCACAAAUCAAGCAAAUGAUUCCUUGGCUAGUAUGCUGAACUUUAUUAGCAUGGAUUUCAUAUGGCCUCAUAUGAAAUAAUUGAUAUUUUAAUUUCUCUACCUGUUUACCAUUUGUAGAGACAUCACAUUUGGAGUGACAGGCCUCAAAAAUUACAACAGGGUUGGCACUGACUACUUUCAGCCCAAAGCAAGAGGUCCUCUGUGGGAUGAUUAUUUUUGUCACUCUGCAGAGUCUUGUCUGCCAUUCCCCCCACUCUUUUCUUUCUAAUGUUUAAAAAAUUAAUGGGUGUACAAAUUUUUGUAUUGCUUUUGACUUUCUUAUAUAUGAAUGAAGAAAUCUAACUGGGGGUGGGGUGGGAAGCCACCAAUUAAAUGAAGUAACUUGAAAUCACAAGGCAAUUAAGUGGUGGGUGAGUAUUCUUUAUGGUCAAGAAAGUUGCCAAAACAGCCAUUUAGCUUUUCUGCAUCCUGUUGAAGAAAGAGAGCUUUGGGUUGGAACUACAUUGUGUGAGCAGGAAAGGACAUGGAUUUCAUUGAUGAGAAAGACAAAACUCCAUUUGAUUUCCUAAGAAGCUCUAAGCGCUGAGUACAAUAAAUGGAUAUUUUUUAUUUUUCUGAUACCUUGCUGCUGUGAUGCUCUGCAGACAAGUGUCUUCUCACGUGCCAUUUUCAAAGAAAAGUCAUUUGCCAAAUACUUCUGGAACAAUCCUGGUAAUACGGUUUUGAAUCUUGAACAACCAACUUUCUAACAGAACAGUGAUGACAUGAAUAUUCAGAGAACAAACUGAUUCUGGGGUCAUAACAGUUCAUCUCAAUCUCUUUUUGUACAUCAGAAAAUUCAAAUGGGAUUUUUAUUUUGUAACUUGGAGAAAGAAAAAAACUUACCAUUAAACUCUUUAAAUAUUUAAAGGAAA